GCAAGCUAAAUAAGACUCGUAUUUUGAAAAGCGGAAGUGUGUGUUGUUUUGACUCGGUGUGUGCGCGCGCGCGUGAGAGAGAGAGAGAUCCGUAAAAAUGGAAACAAGUCGACUUGCUAAAUUGGAGUUUGCGGUGCAGAUGAGCUGUGAGAGCUGCGUGCGGGCUGUUAAAGGUGCACUUGAAAAACAGCCUGGCGUGCAGUCGGUGCAGGUGGACUUGGCUCAGGAAGAGGUUUUGGUUGAGACGUCACUUUCCACUCGAGAGGUUCAGGGUCUGAUUGAGAGCACAGGAAGGCGAGCUGUACUGAAGGGGAUCGGAGGAUCAGAACCAGAUCUGGGUGCUGCCGUGGCUAUGUUGAGUGGGGCAGGACAAGUCCAGGGCGUGGUCCGGUUCCUGCAGCUAUCUGAGAAUCGUUGUUUGAUUGACGGCACGAUCGACGGCUUAGAACCCGGUGCUCAUGGCCUUCAUGUGCAUGAACUCGGAGACCUCACACAGGACUGCAUGAGUUGUGGUGAGCACUACAACCCAUUUGGGAAGCAGCACGGAGGCCCACAGGACACUGAGAGGCAUGUUGGGGAUUUGGGUAACGUGCAGGUCGGAGCAGACGGCAGAGCCACGUUCAGACUGGAGGACUCGCAGCUGAAGGUGUGGGACGUGAUCGGUCGCUCACUGGUGGUGGAUGCAGGAGAAGAUGAUCUGGGAAGAGGAAAUCAUCCUCUGUCUAGACAAACAGGAAACUCCGGUGAGAGGCUAGCAUGUGGGAUCAUCGCUCGCACUGCAGGACUCUUUCAGAACCCCAAACAGAUCUGUGCCUGUGAUGGAGUCACUCUGUGGGAGGAGAGAGAUCGUCCAAUAGCAGGAAAAGGACGCAAAAAAGUCCCCAAUGCUCCAGCUGCCAAUUUAUGACCAUGUGACCGCUCACUGUACUGAGGAUGAAUGAUUGACAGAUUGCACUUACAGGUACACUAAUCAGUACGCUUUAAUCUGGUGCUGAACUUUGUCUGCUUGUUCCCACGCUGGCUGCUGCAGGGGAUCUCGCUUCAGUAAAACGCUUACUGUGCUGUCCUGUACAUCCAAAUUCAUUCAAAACAUGGUGGCUGACAUCGACGUGGAGGGGAAAAAAGCCAUUAAAUGUCUGAUGAAAGAGUAUUUCAGAGCAGAAAUGACCCUUAUUUACACAUUUCAAGGUUUUCGUUUCUUUAUUCUUUUUAACUACAAGAAUACAAAAUGUGUCACCAUGUUUGUGGUAAUCCUACAAACAGUACGGUACAUUUGCAGUAUGUUCAUUUCUGAGUCACACAACAACCCGAAAACAAAUAAACAAACAAAAAAACAUUAAAAUAUAAAUGCCACAGCUGUUUAUACCUGAUAGCAUAAAAAAGCUAAAUUUGCUUUGCUCACUGAGUGGGAGGGGCAUACUGUGUCUCGGCUGUCAAUCACAGCUACACCAGCCAAUCGCAGGCAUCUGUGAGAUCAUGUGUGCAGAAGAGGGCAGAUAGUGUUUUUGCCUAAUGUAGCAGGAGAAGCAAUUGGAAAACGAGGCAAAGUGUUAAAUUAAAAAAAAUAGGUACUUCUUUAGAAUUCUGAAGUAAUCCUGGACUAAAUUUUGCCAUCAGGUUUUACCCCAGGACUGAUGUUAACCUCUGACAGAUCACUAACUUGAUCAAGCUAAAAGCUCUUUAUAAAAAAUCAGCCCAUUCUAAACUUUAACAAUACAAGUUGUUGUCUGUUAAGAAUUGUAUUAUUGGUUUCCUGAGUUUCAGAAAGUUUGCAAUAUGAAAAUAAGUGAAUCUAAAUGAACCUUUACUGUCUCAAAUUCUGAGGUACAUUUAAUGUGUAAUUGUGUAAUUAAGCAUUUUGUGAGCGUAAGGUUUUAGUAAAUUAAAAUGGCAAAGCAUUUUAAAGGUUUAAGCAUUUUAGCAUUUUAAAUUAACCUACAAAACAAUGCGAUACAACUGAGGACUAUUAUUUUUGAACGAAAACAAAAAAAAAAAGAUUUGUUAAAUCGUAAUACGAACGCUUUAAAAUUUUUGAAAAGGCAUUAAAAAAAAAUCUACUAAUCUGCCUGUAAACCCUUAAAUUAAAAUGGAAUGUUUUUAUACAUAAUCGUACAUGAUUUAACGUCAUUUUCUGUUCUUUAAAGCUGAGCAUUUUGUGGUUUCAGAUCGUUGUGAAGAUUCUUGCCUGUGUAUCAUUCCUUUAAUAAUUAAAGAGUUGCAGAUCUUUGUUCUUCUGUUGUCACUGUUGUUCUUUUAUGAAGUUUAUUUAUUUACCUAAUAAACAUUUUAUCAGAGUA
Messenger RNA from Tachysurus fulvidraco (yellow catfish), 2297 nucleotides. Its product is annotated as copper chaperone for superoxide dismutase. The transcript has 8 exons. Gene Ontology annotation, biological process: removal of superoxide radicals. The record is from RefSeq and is a predicted model, not a curated record. NCBI's taxonomy places the organism in Eukaryota, Metazoa, Chordata, Actinopteri, Siluriformes, Bagridae. The coding region runs from base 98 to 907 and encodes 269 amino acids. Gene Ontology annotation, molecular function: copper ion binding.